UGAGAAGAAGGUGGGCCUCACUCAGGAGGGGAGGGCGCCCAGAAACUUCCUGCGGUUCUCAGCUCCACGGCAGACUGAGCGCAAGGUCAGUUAGGAGCGGGUGGCAGCCUGCCUGGGGGCGGGAGACCCUCCUCGGGGCUGGGCGGAGGCCUUUAAGCGCCUCGCCAUAUUGAACGGCCACGCUGAGCUGUCUUUGUCUGCAGAGUCCUCCUACCGACUUUCAGCUAGAUCCUGGUGUCUGGGGCAAGGGAGAAGCGAUCGGAGCUCGUGGAUCCCCAACUUGGAGCCGGGACACUGAGGAUUCCAGUUUGGACUGAGCUUCGAGCCUCGGGACUGAGCGUGCCUUAGUUCAUGUAAGCAUCCUGGAAAAUUGCUUGCUACAACUCCGAGGGGGUUGGGAGUACCCAACUUGGACUUAUCGCCUGAAGAGAAAAUUUCAGGGAGGAGACACUCUGUGAACAGAGUUGCUAGGACUCUCCACUGCCCCCUCCUCGAGACUAGAAGCCAAGAGUCUGGGCUUUUUGCCCCCACCCGAGAGUCCACGCUGGAGAUCUUAAAGACUCUCGAGAAAAGCCACGUAGGGGGAUGGUUCCCCUGGGGCUUCCUCCCAUCUCCCGAUUGCCUGAUCCUCUGGAGUGUCCCCGACGUCUGCAAAGAUGUCGAUCUGGACGUCUUAGUGGAGGCCUUAAGGCCCGUGGGCACCUUUAAGAAGAUUGGGAAGGUGUUCCGCAAAGAAGAGGACUCCACGGUGGGGAUGCUGCAGAUUGGGGAGGAUGUUGACUAUCUGCUCAUCCCCCGGGAGGUCCGCCUGGCUGGGGGCGUGUGGAGGGUCAUCUCCAAGCCUGCGACUAAGGAAGCUGAGUUUCGGGAGCGGCUAAUCCAGUUUCUGCAGGAGGAGGGCCGCACCCUGGAAGACGUGGCCCGUAUCAUCGAAAAGAGUACUCCACACCCACCCCAGCCCCCCAAAAGAGCCAAGGAACCGAGAGUGAGGAGAGUUCCGCAGAUGGUCACUCCUCCACUUCGGCUGGUUGUAGGCACCUAUGACAGCAGCAAUGGCAGCGACAGCGAGUUGAGUGACUUCGAUACCUCCAAAGUCAAAGGCAACAGGAGCUCCGGGAGGACCAGGAAGGUGCGCAAAAUGCCGGUCAGUUACUUGGGCAGCAAAUUCCUGGGCAGCGAUGUGGAGAGCGAGGAUGAUCAGGAGCUGGUGGAGGCCUUCCUCCGCCGUGGGGAGAAAAAGCCCAGCGCGCCUCCUCCUCGGCGCCGAGUCAAUCUUCCAGUGCCCAUGUUUGAGAACAACCCAGGGCCCCAGACAUCCAAGGCCGACAGAUGGCGGGAGUAUGUCAGCCAGGUGUCCUGGGGGAAGCUGAAACAGAGGGUGAAGGGCUGGGCACCCAGAUCAGGCUCCGAGGUGGGCCAGGCCCAGCAGGCAUCCACAGCAGCCGACAGGGCUGGAGAAAUGGGACACAGCCAAGCCAGCCCGGACGAUGAUAGCUCCAGAAACACAGGAGACCAGAACGACCAGAUGCUGGGUACUAGACGCUGGAAGCCCAAGAUCAAGUGGGUUUCCUUGAGACGAUGCAGGAAGGAGCAGGUGCCACCCUCUGCUCAGGGGACAGGCAUGCCAGCUGAGGAGCACCCAGAGGCUGCAGAGAACCAGGGGGCAGGGGCUGCAGCUAACCAGAGGGCAGAGGUUGCAGCUGAUCCAAGGGCAGAGGCUGCAGCUGAUCCAAGAGCAGAGGCUGCAGCUGAUCCAAGGGCAGAGGCUACAGCUAACCAGAGGGCAGAGCCUGUAGCUAGUCCAGCAGCAGAGGCUGCAUCUAGUCCAAGGGCAGAGGCUGCUGCUAACCAAAGGGCAGAGGCAGUAGCUAGUCCAAGAGCAGAGGCUGCAGCUAGUCCGAGGGCAGAGGCUGCUGCUAACCAGAGGGUAGAGGCUGCAGUUGAUCCAAGAGAAGAGGCUGCAGCUAGUCCAAGGGCAGAGGCUGCAGCUAGUCCAAGGGCAGAGGCUGCAGCUAGUCCAAGAGCAGAGGCUGCAGCUAGUCCAAGGGCAGAGGCUGCAGCUAGUCCAAGGGUAGAGGCUUCAGCUAGUCCAAGAGCAGAGGCUGCAGUUAGUCCAAGGGCAGAGGCUGCAGCUGACCAGAGGGCAGAGCCUAUAGCUAGUCCAAGAGCAGAGGCUGCAUCUAGUCCAAGGGCAGAGGCUACAUCUAGUCCAAGGGCAGAGGCUGCAUCUAGUCCAAGAGCAGAGGCUGCAUCUAGUCCAAGAGCAGAGGCUGCAUCUAGUCCAAGAGCAGAGGCCGUAGCUAAUCCAGGGGCAGAGGCCAUAGCUAAUCUGAGUGUAGAGGCUGCAGCUAAUCUCAGGGCAGAAGUCCUACCUGACCAGAGGGCAGAAGCCAUAGAUAGUCAGAGGGCAGAGGGCCCAGCUAACCAAAGAACUGGUGCUACAGAAAAUCAGAGGGUGGAGGUCCUAGCUGACCAGAGGGCAGGGGUUCUCUGUGACCAGAGAGAGGAGGCUGGACCUCAGGCUAUACAGGAAGCCUCAGCUGGUUCGGGAUCUAGGGUCCGGAAACAGGUAAAGACAGUGAGGUUCCAGACCCCAGGACGCUUCUCAUGGUUUCGCAUGCGCAGGAGAGUCUUCGGGCACACUCCCAGGUUGCCAACUCUGCCCAAGAGAGUCCCGAGGGCAGGUGAGGCCAGAAGCCUCCGGGUGCUAAGGGCUGACAGCAGAGCAGAAGUGGGACACACAGAGCAAGAAGAACAGCUGUGAGGGAAGCCCCAGUGCCCCUGCACCCUGCCGGCCGCCCUAUGUUAGCCGCUAGGGGGCUCCCUCCUUUGCAGGCUCUUCUCUCUCCACGUUUGAAAAUGGAGGCUGCAGGGGCCGGGGUGGUGGGGUGCGGGCAGGGCAGGCAGCACAGCCCACUCCUUUCCUCCCCUUUCUACCCUCAUUCCCUACCCUCUCCUCUUCCUCCCUCCCUGACUCCCUCUACCUCUCCUCUAUCUUUUUGUCUUUCCGUCUGUUUUUUACUUGAGACAGAGUCUUGCUAUGUAGCCCUGAUGGCCUGGUGCUCCUUAUAUAAUUGGCCUCAGACUCACAGUAGUCCUCUACCUUAGCGCGCAGAGCACUAGGGUUACAGGUGUGUGCCACUACAUCUGGCUCCAGUGACCCUCUUUUGUUUUGUUUGAAACAAGGUCUCUCUAUAUAGCUCCCCCCCCCACAUCCCCUCCCCCGGCUGGCCUGAAACUCACCAUGUAGACCAGGCUGGUCUUGAACUCACAGAUCGGGAUGGCUGCCUCUGCUAGGACUAAAGGCAUAUGCCGCCAUGCUCAUCUUCCAGUGAAGAGAUCAUGUGUUCAGGGUGGCAUGGCUAUAGACACAAUUUUUUUAUACGUUGAUUUUUUAAAAAAUACUAAAUAUAGCAUCUCAAGGAAUGAAAGACAUAAGCCUGUGGGGCCUGGGGGCCUGGAUGGUGUUUUAAUUUCUUAUGUAUUUUAAGUGCUCACAGCCUGGCAAAGAGAAAUGGGUAGAGGAGGGAGGAGGGGGGUAGUCUGUCCUUUUUUUCUUCUGUCUGUAACUAACUUUGAUUGAUGGCCUUUUUAUACUUAAAGAGAAAACUCAAGUUGAUAUGCAAAUAAAAGAGUGUACAAGGUG
Molecule: messenger RNA, 3646 nt
Organism: Mastomys coucha (southern multimammate mouse)
Lineage: Eukaryota; Metazoa; Chordata; Mammalia; Rodentia; Muridae
Gene: Ccdc8
Product: coiled-coil domain containing 8
Exons: 1
Coding region: 755-2764 (669 amino acids)
Biological process (GO): regulation of mitotic nuclear division; microtubule cytoskeleton organization
Cellular component (GO): 3M complex
Source: RefSeq, a predicted model, not a curated record